AGCAGGCAGACAGGCAGCCAUGAUGGGGGGAGCUCUCAGCACUUGCUGGACUUGCUGUUGGCCUCUGGUAGCACCUCUCUUGUAGCCAGGACCAGGCCACCCCAGCUCUUCUGAGCCACAGGAGUCCUGGAGCAGCUGCUACUACACAGCAGGGCUGGCAACAGGCCCAGGACAGGCUGCGGAGGAACAUCACAGGAUGAGAUGGUGUUCGGCGCCUGUUAGAUUGUCCCUAGCAGUACAAGCUCUACUAUGGCACGCCCCGAAUCGGUAACACCCGUCAGAGGGAAGGGCCUUUGCAAAGGGCUGGCAGCUUAACGAUCGCACAGCCGCGGCUGCCGGGCGAGGCUGCGCGUCCUUUCCCGCCGGCGGAGGGCUCCGCGACCGCCGCUGUGCGCGCUGCGGCUGUGUGGCGCGGGGUGGCUCCGGGACACGGCGCGGCGGGCCAUUGGGACGCGCGGCGCGCCCCCGCGCGCCCCCCCGCUCCCCCGCCAGCCAAUCGGCCGCGUCCUUUCAUUUGCGGCCGGGUGCCCCGCGCGCAGGCCGCGCUGGCGGGCACAGCCCCGCUCGCGCACCGCCAACCUGAUCGGCGCAGGAUGUGGCUUCGCGGUGACGUCAGGGCCAGAUGUUUUCCCAGGCCACGCCCCCGCAGGGGUCCGGGCGACUCCGAGGAGCGAUAACGGGGAAAGCUUAUUCUACUGUCACCGCGCAAUGGAAGGACUGGGGAAACCGCACCUUUAUUUUGUGGCGUUCUCGAAAAAACAGCAUUAAUUCAUACCGCAAGCAACAAGCUGCCAGUGCCAGGAUCUAUCUGCUCCUCUUCUUCUCAUGAAUUGGACUUCCAGCGCUUUUUUGAUUUAGGGACAAGCUGGGCGUGAUCGUCACGAACAAAGUGUGGUUUUGAUGGCUGCUAAAUCAGCCUUUACUUCUACAAAGAGAUCUUGAGAAAUAAGAGGGGAAAAGCUGAUCACAUAAUCUUUUUAAAAAGAAAAAAAACAGUGGGGUUUUCUAUUUGUUUUUUUUGUUGUUGUUGGUUGUUUUGUUUUCCUCCUCUCUCCUGUUUGGAUUUCUCUUUAAACUUGUGAAAAAUGGCAACAGCAGCAUUCGUGGAUCAUUUUGCAGCAGAAUGCCUUGUUUCUAUGUCCAGUCGUGCUAUUGUCCAUAGUCCCAAAGGGGAGCCUGAUCCCCAACCUGAUGCAGCAAUAACUCCUUCAUCGAAUGGAGAAGAUAAGCGGGAAGUCAGAGAAACCGGGAAAGACAAUGGAUCAUCAUUACUUGUGGUAGCUAGCAUUUUAGCAGAUCUGAACCAGCAUGUACCAAACUCACACACUCUAAAGAUGGAAAAAAAUGAGACCUUUGGUAUCGCAGAAAAAAUACACCUUUCUAUUGCUCCUAAGGAGUUUGGGGAAGAAAGUGUGUCUUCGGCUGGUAAGCGUGGAGGAGGAAGAGCGGCCACACCUACUAGCCUGGCUGCAGUAACUGAGCCAAGCCCCAGACAAAAGAACAAACGUACGAGAAGCUGGACUGACCCUGGAUCACCCCAGAAAAAGCACAAGUGCCCCUAUGUGGGGUGUGAAAAAGUUUAUGGCAAAUCUUCCCACCUUAAAGCUCAUCUAAGGACCCACACAGGUGAACGGCCUUUUGAAUGCAGCUGGCAAGGAUGUAACAAGAAGUUUGCUCGCUCCGAUGAGCUGGCCCGCCAUUACCGCACUCACACUGGAGAAAAGAAGUUCAGCUGUCCUCUCUGUGAGAAACGCUUCAUGCGUAGCGACCAUCUGACAAAGCAUGCCCGUCGUCAUGCCAACUUCCACCCAAGCAUGCUCAAGAGGAGAAGUGGUAGCAGCUCAAGAACAGGGUCUGUCAGUGACUACAGCCGCUCAGAUGCCUCAAGUCCAACAAUCAGCCCUGCCAGUUCCCCGUAGACCUACCUGCACUGGAUGACAGCACUUUGCCUCUAACACCUAACAUGGAGUUUUGUUUGUGUUGCACACAUUUUAAAAACUCUGUUGCUUCCCCUCCUCAGUUCCCCUCCCCGCCUUUAUUUUUUUCCCAAAUCAGUAAAUAGCUGCCUCCCACUGCAAUUUUCAGUCAAAUUUUCUUUACCCAACCACUCCGGUGGCUAUUCUAACCUCAUGGACAGACAAACAUAUGUGUUCUACUUAGUGAUUCCUGCUGUCUCAAUAUUUCAUACAUUUUGCAACCAUUUACAUAUCCUCUUGAUAAUUCUUUAGAAGAAAAUGAGGAAAUCUAAAAAAAAGAAAAAAGCCCCACUUAAUUCACCUCAGGUGUCAAAGUAGUUUUGAAAGACCAGAUUGCACAACAUGAGCAUACAUACAUUUACGAGUCAACUGUGUUGGAUUAUGUCCCCCUUCUCCUUUCUCAGGGAUGGAUAUUUAUGUUACACAAUAAUUACAAUGAAGACACACCCUAACCGCAGCCUUACUCUGUAAAUACAUUUGCACUCAGAAGCUUUUUGUUAGAUUCUUUCACACACUGGGGAAAAAAUAAAAACCAAACAAUACAAACCCAAACCAGUACUGGAACAUAGUACCUGACUCUUCCAUUGUGUGUUUUCCUGGUUAAAUACCUACAUUGGGGAGCGUCCGAACAGGAAUCUUGCCUUUCUUCAAGCUGCCCUCUGCUUUUGGUAGCAAGCCAUCUUUUCACGUCAUGCUGAAGAGGCUCCAAAACCAACUUCUUAUUGCAAAAAUCUCUGUGCGGUUGAUAAACUUGUUUGUUUGUUUCAUGCUAGAUAAAAUUCUGAGAAAAAAUAUCUAAACGAGAUGCCUUAAGUAAAUAACAUAAAUCACAAGGAAACAUAUUUACACUGGGUAACAUUUUAUUGCAGGGUGGCAUGGAAUCUCGGAGACAUUCUGUCGUCACUCUCUCCAAGUUGUUGAGCUCUCUGCACUGCUUGGUCAGCUUGGGACCAACAGAAUAUUCAAAUCAAACCACACUGGCUUGAACAGUUUUAAUAUUUUUUCCCUGUUUAAAAAAAAAUGAACUUUGGAAAUAGCAUAGCUGAACCAAUGCCCACCAAAACUUUUAUAAAGGUACUUACCUACUGUACAGCUGUAACUGAGCAAGAAAGAGCUAAGACAUAGUUUCUGUAUUCCUGUUGCAUCACACUUGUGGUCACUGAUAAAAGGAAGCAAAAAUCAUGAGAUAUCUUCUGACUGGAAAAAUAAAAUAUGCAUUUUUAAGUUUUAAAACAAAAUGUCAUUUUAGCUCAGCACUACUACGAGUUUCUCAGAAAUACACAUACCAGCAUAAAGUAAGGUGCUCUCAUUUCUGAAUAACUGCUUAAUAACAAAAAAGGAGUCUUGGCUAGUUUUCAAUAAUCUGACACUAGGUAGAGCACUAGGAGGUAGAUUUUUAUGUUUUAUAUGGUAGAAAAUAUAGCAAAAGACCAGAAGCAUUUUGAUGUACUGGAGACCUCACGGCAACAAAUACACUUUCCUUGGUUUGGCUGGGUCUGACGGUGCAUAUUAUAAAUUCAGGUCCUUUUGAUUCUGGAAUUUUUGGGGUUUUCUUGUUUUAACUGUAAGGUAUACAUGCAAUUAAGUGUAGUAUGGUGGAGAGAAACUAUGCCAAACCUGCAGUUUGCUAUCAAGUGAAUGCCUCCACAUUUCAAAUGAACCUGUAUCUUACUUGCUGCUUUGCAUUCAUUCAAUUUUGCAAGUUUUUAUUGUACUGUAUAUUAACUGUGAGGCUAAUAUAGUUUUCCAAGUAUUUUCAUGGGUACUUCCACAAUAUUUGCAUUAUUCCUAAUACUCUGCAUUCUGUUAGUUGUAUGGAUAAAUACUUAAAGACAGUUCAAAGUGCAGGUAUUUCAGUAUUUUUUCAUGUUCAUUUCCUUCAGAUUUCACCGCUAUAAAAAUCACAAUUUUCCCCUUUUGAAUCAGAAGUCAUGUGAGGCACAAUUCUACUGUUUCGUUUCACAGAAAAUGAAAGAACAUUGUAAGUUUUUUUUUGCAAGACCACAAAUAUUAACUGAGUUUGUGUGAUGAGCUGCCUAACCAUUGUUAGUUAGGGAAAAACCAGAUCUGUUUGCCUCCAUAGAUUUCCUCUUUCCUUUCUUUUUAAAAUCUCAUAUACCAAGAUACACAGUUUUAACAACUUGAUACAAUUCAGGUAACAGGAAUUCACAUUCCAAUCAUUUCUGUGACUGCUGAAAGUGCUCUUGUGCUGUAGUUAUUAAAGAGGCAUUUAAGAUAUCUAGCUAAAGGAAUGCCACAGGUCAGCUAUGUCUGUGCACGUACUUCGAGACAAGUCAUAAACACAUUUCUCUUUAUUGUUAUACCUUAAUAGAGGGAUAUGGGGGUGGGGGCUGAGGGUUGGAAUCAAGAGAACUAAGCAUCAGCAAAAAUCAUAGGCUUCAUGUUCUAAGUUCAGUUUGUUGUAAAAAUCAUCUUUUCCAAGAAGAGCAUCAUUUGAUCUUUAGCAAAGGAGAAACCACUCCAGCUCAUUUAUUUAGGGCUUAAUAAUUCGGGAUGAAUCAGUAGGUGCAUUGGCAAGCAAGUUGUUUGAAUAGCCUGGAGAAAGAAUAUUCGCACUAGGUUUUAUUAGUACUGAGAUUAUGUGAUAUAGAGGUUAUGGGACAACCUAUUCUGAGUGACAUGAGAACUAUGUAAUCUUUAACUUAAACGGUAAACUAAGCAUUUUAUUAUAUAUUGCUCCUAGAGAUUGCUAAGAGUUCUCCAAGGUUAAGAAGAAAAAAAAUAAAUUGGUUCAAAGUCAAAUUUCCAGCUCAGCCAGUUCACCUAAUGAGAUGGCUAUCAGACUAUGUAUAGGCAACAUAGCUGCACAUUCAGAAAAUUCUCUGGAAUUCAGCACAGAAACUUUUUUUUACAUCUUAGGUGUAAAUACCUCGGAGUGUGUUAGCCUGACAGUCAAAUGACUGUGUUUUAAAAUCCUAACCAGAGCUUCAAAUAUCGCCAUUAAAUGUUUAAUACAUGCUAGCUUUAGGAUAAAAUUAUUAAUUCCAAACCACUAGUAGUUUCCAAAACCGAAUGUGAACAAAACUUCUCUUGAUAUUUUCAUACGGAAAAAGAGUGUUCGGGGUUUUCUAGUAUCUGCUACAGGCUAGAAAAGAAGCAGAAGCACCAACAAAGUCAUAAGACUCCAUUCUCAUGAUUAUUGAGUUCUGCAGAUAGGAGAAGUCUGAACAGCUCCAAUUAUGUUUUGGAAUUGGGUGCUUAUCCAAACUAACCUCAGACUUUUACCCUUUUGUUGUUUCACCCAGCAGUGUAACCUAAACCAGUUCCCUGACAUAGCAACAAACAUUGCGUGCUCAGGAAAUGCUGCUCUGGCAAGGUGCAGAUGUCUUCAGUCAUCCAUCUAGAGCAGCAUGCAUCUCUCCUGCCUCCUCCCUUCCCCAUGCAAUCUCUUGAGGUGAAUCCCCACACAAUCUACAAAAUUGCCCUAAUUUUCUUUUAAUUUCAGAAUAUAAUAAAAGGUUUAUUAUAAAUAUUAAGAACACUCUGAAACUUUGUUUGUUUUUCUCCAGCCACAAUUCCAGCUUCUCUAGGAGUUAGGCUUAACUGCACUGCUAUAGUAAAAGCAUGCAAGUUAAAAAUCCUCACCUCACUACCACCACUCCACUCUAAAGAUGCUCUUAGAAGCCCUUUAACCCCAACCCAUGGCAAAGGCCUGAAGUGCAUUAAUGGACACACAAAUUCAGUUGUCAUCCUGCUUCUUAGCAGUCCUGGUAAACUCCUGGCAGCUAGAUUUUAUUGUGAGAGUUUUUUAUAUCUGCAAAAUAGUUGUUCCUUGCUUUUAUAAUAUAUGCAUAGUAUCUGUUUACAUUACGUAACUGCAAAGAUAUAUAUUUAUAACAAGUCAUCAGAAGCCUCUGUUUGAUGGUAAUACCUAAGGUAUCCUAUAUGUAUCCUACCCUCUUUACUGCAUUAACGCUUCCAGUAACUUAGCUAUGAGAGUCUCUGUACACCUUUAAAACCUUAUUCCCUUCUACCCAGACAUUCAGCGCUUUCUGUGUUCCAUGCAGCCAGGCAGUAAAAGGCUGUGUGAGGAGCUUACUCAUUUCACAUUCACAACUGCUUUUCUCCAGUUCUUUGCCAUGAGUUCUAGAAUUUGCACUGUGUGAAGUGCGUUGUUGUUUUGGGGAAAUCGGUUUGUGAAGAAAGAAUAAGGAAAAUGAACUCAGCAUACUUAAAGCUUGCCUUUCCGUUGCCGUUUGAUUUACUGAUUUCAUCAGGCAAUGCCUACAAACUGACUUUCAGGUGCUCUUUUACUCCAUUACACCAUCUGUUUGUACAUUGGGUGCUAACAUGUAGUCUAUGUCAGUGAAUGGUAUGAUGAACGUCUGUAUUUUUAACUCUUUUGGGGAUAAAACUAUAGCCUUAGGCAGAAGAACAUAACAGAAUUAUACUUGUUUACCCCAUAAGUCAGAAUAUAGAAUGCAAAAGCCCAUCCACUGGUAUAGGUUUUAUAUAUAUAUAAAAAUAUUUAUAUAUAUACAGAUUUAUAUAAGCAUAUGCACAUAUAUAAAAAUAGGUAUAUAUGUGUAUAUUGUGUAGUACAUAUGUGUAGACAUAAAUACACAACUGUGUACAUACUACACACCAAAUAAUGAAGGGAUGUCUACAGAGCAACAAUAGGUAUCCAUUUCAUUAUAACCAGUGAUGAGUCUGAACCAAAAUCCUAGAUCCACAUGCCAUUGCAAUUGGAAAGUUUGAACCUAGUUUUUGAGAUUUGUGGUUGAGUUUCAUCUCUGGUUACAGCUGCAGUUCCUUGUGUCUCUGUGCAGUCUGGAGGACGUGUCUGUGUGCACACGUGCUUCUUCACGAGUGCAUGCCUAUGUGGGUGACAGAGGAUGUGUGUGCCAGUAAGUGCGCAUGUGUUUACAUAUAUACUUCCAGCUUUGGUGAACUAUAAUGUUACUGGUGUCAUCUUCACUUGUACAGUUUUUAUCAGCAUCACAUGAAUGCUUCCAUGGGUCACUUUUCAACUCUUUAAAUCACUACAUUGAAGUAUUACAGUUGUACAGUUUUCUGUUCAUCUAUUCUUGCUCUGCUGUAACUUUUUAUGUAUUUUGUACUGCAUAGAUUAUAUAUUGUGAUAACGUCCUAUGCAACAACAAUAAGAAAGGAAAGGAAAAAAAAAAGAAAAAUUAAAAUUAACAACUGUAAGAUACCGUCUUAACUUUUAUGCAUGGUUAGUGACGUUUACAUUUUCCAAAAUAAAACUUAUAACUCUGAAA
Columba livia (rock pigeon) is the source of this 7219-nucleotide messenger RNA. RefSeq names its product KLF transcription factor 13 (gene KLF13). The coding region runs from base 1086 to 1919 and encodes 277 amino acids. Gene Ontology annotation, molecular function: DNA-binding transcription factor activity, RNA polymerase II-specific; RNA polymerase II cis-regulatory region sequence-specific DNA binding. Lineage: Eukaryota; Metazoa; Chordata; Aves; Columbiformes; Columbidae. Gene Ontology annotation, biological process: regulation of transcription by RNA polymerase II. The transcript is spliced from 3 exons. The record is from RefSeq and is a predicted model, not a curated record.